This is a messenger RNA of Aedes albopictus (Asian tiger mosquito), 2421 nucleotides long. RefSeq lists its product as uncharacterized. The record is from RefSeq and is a predicted model, not a curated record. Gene Ontology annotation, molecular function: DNA helicase activity. The transcript is spliced from 2 exons. Gene Ontology annotation, biological process: telomere maintenance; DNA repair. NCBI's taxonomy places the organism in Eukaryota, Metazoa, Arthropoda, Insecta, Diptera, Culicidae. The coding region runs from base 12 to 2084 and encodes 690 amino acids.
ACAUUGCCCUGAUGGAAACGUACAAUCGUUUCAGCCAAGCACAUAAUGCACAAAACAACGCAUAUGUUGCAUGUGCUUCGACUGGGAAGGCUGCCGUUGCGAUUGGUGGAACGACGGUCCAUUCUGCCUUCCGCUUGACUAUGUCACGCAGGAACAACGCAAAGUUGAGCUUCGAAAUCCUCCAGCUGUAUCGGAAUGCCUUCGCGCAUGUACAAGCAAUAAUUGUCGACGAGGUAAGCAUGAUCGGGGCUAAUAUCCUGGAUUCAAUUCACGCAAGGCUCCAGGAUAUAAGAGGAGAGUACGACGAUGCCUUCGGUGGAAUAGACAUUAUCCUUGUUGGAGACUUCCGCCAGCUGCCGCCAGUGAACGCUAGAUUUAUCUGGAAACCGCCAGCAAACUCCAUGCAUGGUGCUGUGUUAUGGCAAUCGCUCGAGUUUUAUCCUCUUGUCAGAGUCAUGCGGCAGAGUGACGAACAGUUUUCCACUGUCCUGACAAAGAUCGGAAAUGGAACUCGAUUAUCGGAUGAAGAAACGCAGCUUAUCGAAAGUCGCUUCCGAACGGCAGACUGGUGCAAGCAGAACGUUCCCAAUGCAAUUCGGCUCUUCCACCGAAACCUUGAUGUUGACCAAUACAACAACGACAUACUGAGGGAAACGGAUGGACUAGAUUGUUUGGCGGAGGAUGUUUUCAGUGGAUACCGUAGUGACGAGCAGUUGGCAAGUGCAAGGAACAAGCUUCACAAAAUGAGCGUUGUAGAAGCUGGUGGAUUGCCAUAUCUGCUGCGUCUCACCGUUGGAAUGCCGUACAUGAUAACUACAAACGUCGAAGUAGAAGAUGGCAUCGUCAAUGGGGCAAUUGGCGAACUCAUGUACGUAGAGCAGAGCGAGGAUGACCAUCAGCAAACAGUGCGGCUAUGGUUCAGAUUUGAGAACGAAUCAAUCGGAUCUAAACUGCGGAUUAAAUCGAGACCUCUCGUGUAUUCGAGACCCGGCAUCCUGCAACCAAACUGGACACCAAUUACGAAACGGUCAGCAAACAUUGCCCUCGGCAACAUGAAAUGCAAAAGAGUUCAAUUCCCUGUGGUUAGUGCAUGCGCCCUGACUGUACACAAAUCGCAGGGAGGAACCUUUCCGCAAAUCGUGUACCACUAUGACAAAGGACAAGAGCAACAACUGGUCUACGUCGGGCUCUCCAGAGUGUCGUCCUUGGAUGGUCUUUACUUGACUAACGCGAAGGAUGAGUUCAAGUUUCAUCACGCUAAAGGGAGCGAUUCGCCGAAGAUGAAGGAACUUCGAACGGAAAUGGAGCGUUUAUCCAACCAUCGCCUUACCACUCUCAGUGAUGAAUUGGUCGCAUUCGUUGAGAACAGAGGCUCUGGUGUCGUGCUGGUGUCAGCCAAUGUUCAGAGUCUGAACGCCCAUGCACAGGAUAUUGCCACGGAUCAUGUGCUGACGACCGGCGAUCUUCUGGCCUUGAGUGAGACGUGGCAGGAUAACGAAGUGUCGACGCAAAUCGAAGGGUUCACCAGCAUUUCCCAAUCUAAGCGGAUCGGGACAAGAGCGGCAGGUGUUGCAAUUUACCAGAAAACUGGGGCAACAAAUGUGGCAGUUCCGCAUUCGAUAGAGAAGGCUUGUGCAAGUCACGACGUAGAGCUAGGAUUGUCGGACGAAUACGGAGACGUUUGUGCUGCUGAGGUUCAGAUUAUGGGUACACGCACGCUCUUGAUCUCAUUGUACAUUUCGCCAAGCACCACGACCAAACAGAAGAAAUUCUUCCUGGCACGGAAUCUCUUCAUGUACAUGAGAUCGAGCAUGCCCAUCAUCGUCACCGGUGAUUUCAACAUCGACGUGUCCAAGGAAGAAAAUAUUGAAUUCGUCGACUUCAUGAAGCAAUAUCUUCACCUGGAAUUAGCCACAGAUCCUUCACAAGCGACCACUCUCGGAGGAAGCUGCCUGGACUUGAUCUUCACACGUAAAAUUCGUGCUGAAAGUAGGAGAUACUGUUCGUACUUCUCGUAUCAUCGGCCCAUUCUGUCAGUGCUUGCGUUUCCCAGUGAUUCGCAGUCAUCCACAAGCACUGAGUAAGGGUCGUGCAUCUCUGUCGGUGGUUUCAAACCAUUUAUUUUCCCGCAGUCAGGGCAUCUCUGCCGGUUGAGGGCUCUGCUUUCCUCCGGUUGAGCUCUGCCUUGUUCUUGCAGCUCAAGAACCACCACAGACACCGCAGACGUCCUUCAACCCGUCGUUGUACUUGAUCCACCUGUUCGAACAGUGCCGCCCCUCAUGUUGCUCCCAUCUAAGCGUAUUGGGCGAGGAUGAUUCGCAAACUGCGGUUCAAGGUCUUAAUCUUUGGUAAGCAUAUUUAUUCGAUACAUUCAAUUACAUUUCUAACACUUCUUCUCCUUCCUAAUCUGUUUCAGAACCU